GUACCAGAAUUGCUUGCCGAAAAAGAGUAGGGCAAAUAUUUGAAAAAGUUUUUUGCCUUCUUUGUCAGUGAUAAAGGCAAAAAGCCAAGUAUGGGAAAAUGUUUGGCAUAUGAUCGAGCAAAAAGUUUUGGAUGGUUAGCGACAGAUAAGGGUAUCUUGCCUUUGCAAGCCCUUCAAAAAUUCUUUUUCCAAAAAAUUCUUCUCAAACAAUUUGAGAAACGAUUAAAGAAUCAAUUACAUGCACAAGGUUAUGGACGUCAUUCCCCUGAGGAAAUUGAAGAAAUUGCUAAGAAGGAUUUGACAGCAUUGUCUACACUUCUUGGGGAAAAGUCUUUUAUGUUUGGUGAUAUUCCAUCUACUUUGGAUGCAACAGCUUUUGGUCUUUUAGUUCAAUUUACUGAUGCUCCAAUGACUUCCGAUAAAAUUAAAACUUUUAUGGAACAGAAUACACCAAAUUUGGUUGAAUUUGUUAAGCGAAUCAAAGAGCGUUAUUGGCCAGAUUGGGCACAACUUUGUGAGACUUUGGCGCUCAAUCCUGAGGAUAUUAAAAAGGAAGAAGAACAAAAGAAGGAAGAAAAUAAGGAGACAGAGAAUGCGGAGACUCCAACCGCUGCUGUACAACAACCAACGGAGACUGCUGCUGCUGUGCCUACUCAGGCUUAA
Messenger RNA from Meloidogyne enterolobii, 663 nucleotides. NCBI's taxonomy places the organism in Eukaryota, Metazoa, Nematoda, Chromadorea, Rhabditida, Meloidogynidae. The record is from the annotation of a GenBank genome assembly.